CCGUUUCCAGGGCGACUCAGUUGGCGGCCAAAAAGCGCCAAACCAAAAAUACAAAGGGACAACAGUGAGUAUGUGAAGGGUCCGUGGAAGCCUCUCAGUAUCAAACUCUGCUCAUAUUUGUGCCUUUAACGUUGACCUAUUUACUAACGAGUCAGUUUACCGUUCCAGUUAAAGACUUGUUUAGUUUGAUAAAGAAAAACAUCAUGGAGGAACUCUUCAGCAAAGUGUUACAAGUGAACGUGAGGUGCAGGGACUGUGAGGAAAGGAAAGCAAAUAUCCGUGUCACCAUUGAGCUUCAGUUGACAACAAGUCCAGUACACAAAAGGGAUCUUCUUGUAAAACUGACUGAUGAUCUAGACCCAUAUUUUCUCUUCAACCUCUCUAUAUCAGAAGAAGAUUUCCAAAGUUUGAAAGUCCAGCAGGGGCUGCUGAUAGACUUUGCGUCAUUUCCCCAGAAGUUUAUUGACCUGCUUAAUCUGUGCUGUUCUGAACAACAGUCAGACAAUCCAAGGUUUCUUCUGCACUUGUCAUGUCAUUCUCCAGUGCUGGAAGGCCCUGCCAACUUCAGUGUUGUAGAGACAAAUGCGUUUAAACAUCUGAACCACUUGUCUUUACAGCUCGCUCACGGCUCUGAUAAAGAGGUUAAAGACUAUCUGGCAGUGUGUCUCUCCUCCCUGAAGGCAGCAAAGCAGGCCCUAGAGAUGAAGCUUAAGAAGACUGAAGAGGAUUUGUCCAGGCAGCUGAGUUAUGCUCAACAGACUCUGUCUGAGAAGACAAAAGAGUUGGACAAACUGCGUUCAGAGUGGACGAAUCAGACCAGCUGUCUGUCCAGACGUCACUCUGAGGAGUUACAAUCAGAAAGAGAAAAGGCUGUAGAGUUACAGAGCAGGCUGCAGCAGCAGACUGAGCAGCUCCGUCAGGAGCUGGAUAGUGCCCAUAAGAAGAGCAGCCAGCAGCUUCAUAGCAAACUGACAGAGCUGGAGGCGUCCUGCAGGGAGUUGACAGAGAAAAAAUACAAGAACGAGUCUGCCAUUAGAGACCUGAAGAUUAAACUAGUGGGCGCAGAGGAGGAGUGCCAGCGUUUGAAGCAACAGGUCCUGUCUCUCAGGAGGGAGAACAGCACUCUGGAUACAGAGGUCCAUGAGAAGGAGCGUUUGGUGAGCCAGCUCCAGAUGAGAGUAGCUGUUCUGGAACAAGAGAUCAAGGAUAAGGACCAGCUCAUGCACCGCACAAAAGAGGUGCUGGAAGCCACUCAGCAGCAGAAGGAAUCAAUGGAAGACAAUGCUGAAAGUAAAGAACAUCAGAUCAGAAAACUUGAAGCUACGGUGAAAUCACUGUCUGAGGAGCUGAUAAAGGCUAAUGGUAUCAUUAAGAAGCUGCAGGGAGAGGUUCGAGGCCUAGUUGGAAAAAUAAAAGUAAAAAACACUGUGACUGUGUCACAGGAGAAGGUCCUCCAGGACACGUCAGAAAAACUUCAAAAUGUUGAAAAGGAUCUACAGAGUGCUCAGCAGCAGCUCGUCAGCAAGGAUGAGCAGGUUUCAAAACUGAAAGAACAGUUGGAGGCUACGGUACAGAAGUUAAAUGAAAGCAGAGAGGUGUUAAAAACCAAUGAGAAUGUGAUAAGCUGGCUUAACAAACAGCUAAAUGACAAGCAGCUGUCCAGAAAGCCACAGUCUCCUGAAUCUUUGGAGAAUCCUUCAGUUUUAUCCACAUCAACAGGACUGAGGGCACAGUUUUAUCCUCAUACAGGCAAACCUGCUGUAUCUCCUGUGGCUGCUGCUGAUGUCACUCCUGCUGAUCAGCGAGCAUUGCAGACAGCAAACCAACAGAUUGGAGACCGUGCGGGUCUGGAUUCUAAGUAUUUUGAGAGGAGAGAUGAUAGCAUCCCAAUCUAUGGUCUGUCAUCUAAUCAGCUUCGCAGAGAGUUCCCUCAGCUAACAAAGCCCUCCGUGGCUUCUGCUUACUUCUCUGCAUGAAGCAGACAAAUAAUGACCAGGAUGCAGAAUGGUCUUCAUUCCAGUUCUAGGAGGAAGUAAACUCAUCAAAUGUCAUGUUUUCAGCUCCCGUAUGAAACUGUUACUGACCUGCUGUGUUCAAUAAAGUUGUUUUUAAGUAGAAUUUCAACUUAUGUGCUAAAUGUCUCCAUGUCUACUUUCUAAUUUGUUGUUUAAGUAAAUGCUGUUAAACCUUUCUGUUCGGUGGAUUGCAGCAAUCAUGGUGAAUAUGUCUUCAAAUUAAAAAAAAAAAUUCUAAUACAGUAUAUUAAAUUUGCCAUAGUAAGUGUUUAUAUUGUGUCUUUGUUUCAUGUUGUAUUUAAGUAAUGAAGUCUUUAAUAAAUAGCUAUUCCAUGCUCA
Dicentrarchus labrax (European seabass) is the source of this 2354-nucleotide messenger RNA. It is a transcript of the gene sass6, whose product is annotated as SAS-6 centriolar assembly protein. The transcript is spliced from 16 exons. The record is from RefSeq and is a predicted model, not a curated record. NCBI's taxonomy places the organism in Eukaryota, Metazoa, Chordata, Actinopteri, Moronidae. Bases 204 to 1976 code for a protein of 590 amino acids. Gene Ontology annotation, biological process: centriole replication. Gene Ontology annotation, cellular component: centrosome; centriole.